Messenger RNA from Panicum hallii, 971 nucleotides. RefSeq names its product mavicyanin-like. Gene Ontology annotation, cellular component: plasma membrane. The coding region runs from base 163 to 723 and encodes 186 amino acids. The transcript has 2 exons. Gene Ontology annotation, molecular function: electron transfer activity. Lineage: Eukaryota; Viridiplantae; Streptophyta; Magnoliopsida; Poales; Poaceae. The record is from RefSeq and is a predicted model, not a curated record.
AAUGGACAGAGCUGAUCAUAACCGACUCCGGCCUAUUUAACAACGACCGCUCUCAACGCCCCCAGCAGUCUUGUCCAUUGAUCCCUGUCCCGAGCAGCUCUCGAUCUCUCUCCUGUAAUCUGGGCGUCGUUGGCUCAAUAUCUCACCAGAUAAUCUCGUGAGAUGGCUGGCACUCAGCGCGGCCUGCUCCUGGCCAUCCUCCUCGUCGUCGCCGGCGUGCCGGCGUCCGCGAAGGACUACACGGUGGGCGGCUCGUCCGGGUGGAAGCCGGGGGUGGACUACGCUGCCUGGGCCAAGGGCAAGCCGUUCAGCGUCGGCGACACUCUCUCGUUCCAGUACGACGCGGCGCACUCGGUGCUGGAGGUGAGCGAGGCGGACCACGGCGCGUGCUCGGCGAGCAACCCGCUGCGGUCGCACCGGGACCAGAGCACCACCAUCCCGCUCACCAAGCCGGGCACCCGCUACUUCAUCUGCGGCGCCGCGGGCCACUGCGCCGCGGGCAUGAAGCUCGCCGUCACGGUCUCCGGCGGCGACAGCGCCCCCGCGACGACGGCGUCGUCGGGUCCCUCCAUGCGGUCGACGAACGCGACGCCCGCGGCCGGCUCGACGGCGGCCGCGACCGAGUCGGAUUCGAGCGCGAGCGGUGCGGCUGCUGCCAGCGGGGCCCUCCUCACGACGGGCCUGCUGCUCGGGGCCGUGGGCCUCGCUGCCAUGAUGGGCUGACUUGGAGGCCUCCUGUUUCCUUCCGAUCUCUUCAUUUGUCGUCCCCCGAGGGCCCGAAGCGAGCUGAACAUGUCUGGAUGUGUGUCUGGAUGUUCUGAGCUUACGGCACUAGCAUAGGUUACUGCUACCUCCGAAGUGUCUGGAUGUGCGCGCGCGCGCGUGUUGUUCUGUAAGUUUUUAUUGUGAUUUUUUUUGGCUACUCGUGGUACGGUUCUUAUUGUUCACUGACAAUAAAACUUUUUCCUUAA